CAACCGCCAAAUAAACCCUAAUCUAGUUAUCUCGUUGGUAGUUAUUAGUUAUACAAUUCUUCGCGAAUCUACUCCCAACUCUUCUUAGCUCCUUUUUUCGAUCUCUGGUCAAGGUUUUCAGAUUUGUCUUCGAUUCCGAAAUUAACAACCCUUACUCUAUUCUGGUCAGAUGCCCCACUGGUUUUUGUGACUUCAAUCUCAAUGGACCCCGAAAGCAAGAAGUUUGGGAAAGGACCCAGGGAACUUACUGGUGCUGUGGAUCUUAUUACCCACUUCAAUUUGUCGACACACCAUGACUUCUUCUGCAAGAGACCACUUCCUUUAUCAAUCGCGGAUACGCACUAUCUUCACCAUGUGGCGGACAACCAAAUAAGGAAAGGAGAAGGAAUGGAAUUGUCUCAGCUCAUGGAGAAUGGAUCAAAUGUGAGAGAUAGACCUGUAAAGAUACGGCCUUUUGAAAUGGAAACCCUCAUUGAGGCGUUUCGCUUCAGCGAAUCAGGCCCCAUUGAUCUACCUUCUGCAGAGAAGGGAACCCCUACUAUUGCAGGGAAGUCCAAAAGUGAGUCCAAGGAUAAGGACAAGAAGCACAAGAAGCACAAGGAUAAAGAUAAGGAGAAGAGUAAGGAGCAUAAAAAGCACAAACAUCGUCACAAGGACCGGAGUAAAGAUAAAGAUUCAGAGAAGAAAAAGGACAGAAGUGGGCACCACGAUUCUAAUGCCGAACACUCGAAGAAGCACCAUGACAAGAAGAGAAAGCAUGAAGGGAGUGAAGAUUUCACUGAAAUACAAAAACACAAGAAAACAUAGGAGCUCAAAGAUUGAUGAGGUGGGUGCAAUAAAAGUUGCAGUAUAACAACUAAUCGUUUUGGUCUUACACAAAUUUUGUCAUCAUAAUUGGUCUUACUGUUGUAACAGCAGAAUUUGUUCGUUACACAGUCAGCAUUCUUUAGAGUAUGAUAUAGAUCUCUCCACAAAACUUACAGUUGUAAAUGGGUUCAGAUGAUAUUAGUCGGCUGUAGAUAGGUUUUAGCUUGUUGUUUUUUCUUUGUCAAAUCUAUUGUUUCUCUUUGUUCAGUUAUGUAAAUUGUUUAAUUUGAUAUGUGAUGGUUUGGCAGUAAUGUUUACUUCAGUAGCAUUCAAGUUGUACGUCAUAGCUAAA
Papaver somniferum (opium poppy) is the source of this 1159-nucleotide messenger RNA. RefSeq names its product mediator of RNA polymerase II transcription subunit 19a-like. Bases 202 to 807 code for a protein of 201 amino acids. Gene Ontology annotation, cellular component: mediator complex. Gene Ontology annotation, molecular function: transcription factor binding; transcription coregulator activity. The transcript has 7 exons. Gene Ontology annotation, biological process: positive regulation of transcription by RNA polymerase II. Lineage: Eukaryota; Viridiplantae; Streptophyta; Magnoliopsida; Ranunculales; Papaveraceae. The record is from RefSeq and is a predicted model, not a curated record.